Molecule: messenger RNA, 1636 nt
Organism: Oncorhynchus gorbuscha (pink salmon)
Lineage: Eukaryota; Metazoa; Chordata; Actinopteri; Salmoniformes; Salmonidae
Product: LHFPL tetraspan subfamily member 4 protein-like
Exons: 4
Coding region: 684-1418 (244 amino acids)
Biological process (GO): gamma-aminobutyric acid receptor clustering; sensory perception of sound
Cellular component (GO): plasma membrane; postsynaptic membrane; inhibitory synapse
Molecular function (GO): GABA receptor binding
Source: RefSeq, a predicted model, not a curated record
CGCAAGACAAAACAGGGGAAAUCACAAUAAUGGAGAGGCGGCGGAAGAGGUUGGUUUCGCGAGCUCGGACUCUUCAUAUUUGACAUUUACAUUUUCUGUAAAUUGAAUCUAAAUUCUGUUUUAACGGGCUGUGCGCCGAUAUCUCCAGUAGCCUAGCUCACCUAGCUCAAGAAGCACUCCACAGAUGCAGCAAAUGCUACACGUAAACGGGGAUCCACCACUGGCACUAGGCAACGGUUUAUCAAUUCUGGUGGGCUUGAAUUAGAAUACUAAAGGACAUAUUUUGAAGGUAGCAUUGGUUGAGUAGAUUACAAAACCAUUGACCGUUUUACUGUGAAAUAUUGUAUUUUGGACUCUACUUGUUUUUUUCAAAAAGGAAAUGUUAUGUUAUAAAUGAUUAAUUAACAGUAUAUCUAUUCAUGUCUAAUUUCAACAAUGUGUAACCAUGUAGGUUCGCAGGUUGAAUGUACAAUGUUUUGGUAAAUUAAAAUAAAGGCUAGUUAAUAAUAAUAACAACAAUAAUAAUAAUAAUAAAUCAAUGUCUUUGAAAUGGAUUUCUUCUGAAAAGCUACAUUGCUACCAAAUGACAAGCACACAUUUGGGAACUCGUGGAAACAACCAGAGACGAGCAAAAACUGUGAGUGAGUCACUGAAAUAAACUAAAGAAACCUAUAGUGGAAAACAUGUUGCCUUCACAAGAAGCCGCCAAGAUUUACCAUGAAAACUACAUGCGGAACUCCCGUGCCAUCGGAGUACUCUGGGCGAUAUUCACCAUAUGCUUUGCCAUCAUCAACGUGGUGGUCUUCAUUCAGCCCUACUGGAUCGGGGACAGCGUGAGCACGCCGCAGGUGGGUUACUUCGGUUUGUUUCACCAGUGCGUUGGGAGUGGACCGCCCAACCGAGAGCUCGACUGCACGGGCAGCUUUACUGAGUUCAGCUCCAUCCCCUCCGGUGCCUUCAAAGCCGCCUCGUUCUUUGUACUGAUGUCCAUGAUUCUGAUUCUGGGCUGCAUCGCCUGUAUGGCGCUCUUCUUCUUCUGCAACACCGCCAGCGUCUACAAGACCUGUGCCUGGAUGCAGCUCCUAUGUGCUGUAUGCCUGGUGUUGGGCUGUAUAAUCUUUCCGAACGGCUGGGAUGCGGAGGUGGUGCGGGACCUGUGUGGGGAGGAGACGGGGAAGUAUACGCUGGGUAACUGCUCUGUCCGCUGGGCUUAUAUCCUGGCUAUUAUGGGCAUCCUGGACGCCCUGAUCCUGUCCUUCCUGGCCUUCGUUUUGGGGAACAGACAGAACGGCAUUUUCCUGGAGGAACUCAAGGCUGACAACAAUAAAGAUUUCGCUGUGUCCAAGGUUAGUGACUUUAUUGAGGUCCGGGACAGAAGACGCGACCCAAGGUAUGUUGCAGUCCAGAGGUUCCACUGAGGAGCUCCUUGUCUUGGAUGACCCCCCUCUGAGGAGCUCCUUGCCUUGGAUGACCCCCCUCUGAGGAUCUCCUUGCCUUGGAUCACCCCCCUCUGAGGAGCUCCUUGCUUUGGAUGACCCCCCUCUGAGGAGCUCCUUGCCUUGGAUGACCCCCCUCUGAGGAGCUCCUUGCCCUGGAUGACCCCCCUCUGAGGAGCUCCUUGCCUUGGAUGACCCCC